AUGUUGAUAUUUGAACGACAUUGUAAAGAAUGUCUCUCCAUCCUCCUCCUAGGCGUCCAUCAAAGUCUCGUCCAUUUAUGCAACUUUUGUUAUGUGCAACAUAAUAACAAACGGCGCUCCAUUAGUCACAUACCAUCUCUAUACUCGUAUAUGGCACCAAACCAGUUACGUGGCCACGCAGCUGACCAACCAAACGACAUAUAUGGGUUGGGAGUACUUCUGUACGAAAGCGUUACACGUAGUAAGAUGCAAGACGUAAACAAAAACCUUCUCGCACAUCAUAAUGAGAAAGAAGAAUUACGUUUUAGACUAAAGUUAAUUCCAAAGACCUUUGAGCCUUCCAUUCAUGUCUUGAUUAAAGCUUGCUUGAGUAGCGCUGGUACUAGGCCAACAUCAAGCCAGGUAUAUAAUUGGCUGGAUGCAUUGUUAGAAGGUCGCUUAACUACAACCUCUCCAACGACGAUGAUGAAUGAAAACAAAGAACAAUUGACUUUAACUUCGAUGUCUGAGAAAUUAUUUAAGUUUUUUGGAGGUGUAAAGAUUUUUUACUAUAUUUCAGAAAUCCCAAGCACAAACUUUGAAAUCCCCAAAUCAAGGUUAAGUAUCUGUAUGCACAAAACCUUCUUACACAUUAGUUUAGAGUUAAAGUUUCAGCAAAGAGAGCUACACUAA
Molecule: messenger RNA, 672 nt
Organism: Hydractinia symbiolongicarpus
Lineage: Eukaryota; Metazoa; Cnidaria; Hydrozoa; Anthoathecata; Hydractiniidae
Exons: 6
Coding region: 1-672 (223 amino acids)
Biological process (GO): protein phosphorylation
Molecular function (GO): ATP binding; protein kinase activity
Source: RefSeq, a predicted model, not a curated record